AUGCCAACCCGCGACAAGAAGCCGCCAGCGUUCAAGCUGUUGAUGGUCCAGCUUAAGAACAUCCAGACAUCUUUGGACGACAUCUGGAGAUUCGUGGACGGUUACCCGUCGACAACUACAGCAAGUCAGGUCAACGUUCGCUUGAAUAGGAUCGAUGAGUUGUGGGAAAGGUAUGGAGAGAUUCUAAUCGAUGUUCAAGCUCAUGAUGUCUUUGAGGAUGAGGAUCAGGAGUUCAAUAAGGCUAGGUUAGCGUAUAGUGAUAAGUACUACUAUUUUUUCAACGGGGACAUCGAUGAGUGGAUCAGCUUCCGUGAUCUGUUCACUUCACUUAUACAUCGGAAGACGGACUUGCCCGAAGUGGAAAAGUUCCACUAUCUCAAGGGAUGCCUGCAGGGAGAACCAAAGGGCCUGAUUGAUUCUUUGAAGAUUACGAAGAACAACUACCAAAUUGCGUGGGAUAUGCUGUUGAAGCGUUAUGACAACAGCAAGCAAUUGAAAAAGCGACAGGUACAAGCUUUAUUCAAUUUGCCAACAUUAUCCAAGGAAUCGGUAACGGAUCUGCAUACUCUGACUGAUGGUUUCGAGAGAGUGGUGCAGAAUUUGGACCAGGUGAUCAAGCCUGAGGAUUACAAGGACCUGUUGCUCGUAAAUCUGCUCACAAACCGGCUGGAUCCGGUAACGCGCCGAGGUUGGGAGGAACAUUCCUCGACCAAGGAUCAAGACACGUUAGAAGAUCUCUCGGAUUUCUUACAUCGUAGGAUCCGGAUUCUGGAGUCAUUACCAACGAAGGCUUCGGAUUUCAAGACUUCUUAUCAAGUACAACAACCGUUGAGACAGAAAUCGUCUGUUGUGAAGGCCAGCUACGGUUCUGUGCAAUCGUCUGGGGGACGAUGUGCGGUAUGCAAGGAGAACCAUCCACUCUACCAGUGUUCAUGCUUCCAACGGUUGUCGGUGCGAGAAAGAGAUGCAGUGCUGAGGGCGAACUCCCUAUGCAGGAACUGCUUCAGAUCGGGCCAUCUGGCAAAGGAUUGUCCGUCAAAAUACUUCUGUCGUAGUUGCAAGGGUCGUCAUCAUACAUUGGUAUGCUUCAAACCGCAGAAGGAUGGGUUGGCGAAGGUCGCUGCUGUUGCUGGAAACAACAAUCCUCCUCCUCAAAUGGAAUCUGGUGAACCAUCCACUUCUACAUCCUCCCAGGUGGUCAACAUGGCAGCCACCGAAAUAACAGUCUCUGGGUCCACUCAACAGUUCUCCUCCAAGGUUUUGCUGGCUACUGCGGUCGUUAUCGUGGAAGAUGAUGAGGGUAGUCAGUUCCCGGUUCGUGCUCUAUUGGAUUCCGGCUCCGAGAGUAAUUUCAUCGCUGAACGGUGGAGUCAACGGCUCAGGACACAUCGAGAGAAAGUAGAUAUUUCUGUGCACGGUAUUGGUCAUGCGGCUACAAAGGUUAAGUACCAGAUUACCGCGAUGGUUCGUUCGCGAGCUACGGCUUUCUCGCAGAACAUGAAUUUCCUCGUGCUCCCAAAGGUUACGGUAAAUAUACCUACGGCGAAGGUGAAUACACAAGGCUGGACGGUGCCUAACGGGAUCAUCCUGGCGGAUCCCACUUUUCUCAAUCCAAGCUCAGUGGACAUGGUGUUGGGCAUCGAAUCCUUUUUUGAUUUCUUCGAAACUGGUCGAACAAUUCCCCUCGGAGAUCAAUUGCCGACACUUAACGAAUCAGUGUUCGGUUGGGUGGUCUGCGGAGGUCUGACAAAUCCAAGUCAAGGCUUAAGCAUCAAUUGUAGUACGGCAACUACACAAGGAUUAGAGGAGCUAGUCGCACGGUUUUGGGCUAGUGAAGAGAUUGGCAGUUCCAAGGUUCUUUCGUUGGAGGAAAGUAAAUGUGAGGACAUUUUCCGGAAGUCGGUUCGCAGGGAAUCCGACGGUCGAUACUCCGUUUCGUUGCCGAAAGAUGAAGACGCAAUUUUCAGGUUGGGCGAGUCACGGGACAUCGCAUUCUGGCGGCUUCAAGGCACAGAACGUAGAUUGGCGAGGGAUGUUGGUCUGCGAGAACAGUACCAUCAGUUCAUGGAGGAAUACAUCCGAUUAGGGCAUAUGACGAAGAUAGAGGAAACGGCUGAUCUCGAAAAACGAUGCUAUCUGCCACAUCAUCCGGUAAUUAAGGAGGCCAGCACCACAACUAAGGUCCGUGUGGUAUUCGACGCGUCAUGCAAGACGUCGUCCGGCGUUUCGCUCAAUGACGCUCUGCUGGUGGGACCGAUUGUACAGGAGGACUUACGAUCUAUCAUGCUCCGGAGCCGCGUCAAGAUAAUCAUGCUGGUAGCCGAUGUAGAGAAGAUGUUCCGGCAAAUCUUUGUUCUACAGGUGGAUAGGCCACUCCAAUGCAUUCUAUGGCGUUUCGAUCCGUCGGAGCCCGUCUGCGUGUUCGAGCUCAUCACCGUCACAUAUGGGACAAAAUCAGCGCCAUUUCUCGCAACCCGUACAUUGAAUCAGCUGGCAGUGGACGAGGAAACCAAUUACCCGUUGGCUGCAAGGGCAACCACCGAGGAUACCUAUAUGGAUGACGUCAUCACGGGAGCAGAUACCAUAGAAAAGGCACGGGAGCUUCGGAAACAGCUCGAUGAAAUGAUGUCAACGGGAGGAUUUCGGCUACGGAAAUGGGCAUCCAACCGUCCGGAGGUUUUGGAGGGAGUCCCAGAGGAAAAUCUGGCGAUCCCAAGCUCAGAUGGGAUAAACCUGGAUCCAGGCCCAAUAGUCAAAACGCUAGGUUUGACCUGGAUACCGAACACCGACCAACUGAAGUUCCAGUUCGAUAUUCCACCUUGGUCAUCAGAACAAUAUCCAUCCAAACGACAAGUCCUUUCAGUGAUUGCCACACUCUUUGAUCCUUUAGGACUUCUCGGCGCUGCUAUCACCACAGCCAAGGUCAUAAUGCAGCUUCUGUGGAAGAUAAGGAACGAGCAAGAUCAGACAUUGGAUUGGGACCAGCCAUUACCUUCAACGGUGGGUGAGAUGUGGAGAAAAUACUACGACCAACUUCCUCUACUGAACGAGGUUCGAAUCGAUCGUUGUGUGGUCAUUCCAGAUGCAGAAUUGAUCGAGAUUCAUUGCUUUUCUGAUGCUUCGAACAAGGCAUUUGGUGCCUGUGUUUACGUACGGAGUCAAGAUACAGAAGGCAGGAUUAAGGUUCAGCUGUUAUCCUCAAAAUCCAAAGUGGCACCAUUGAAGACGCAGUCCAUACCAAGGUUGGAGCUGUGUGGUGCGCUUCUGUCGGCGCAGUUGUAUGAAAAGGUCGAUUCAAUCUGUGUUCUGCGAUGGAUUCAAGCAUCUCCAAACGUCUGGAGUACUUACGUCGGUAAUAGAGUAGCAAAAAUCCAGACUAUCACCGAACCAUCACAAUGGCACCACGUUCCUGGCAAGGAGAAUCCGGCGGAUUUGAUCUCCAGAGGAAUUUCACCGAAGGACACCGUCGAAAAUAUCUUCUGGUGGGAGGGACCAGUUCAACAGUUCAUGCAGGAGCUGCCAGCACCACGAGUCACCGUGUCAAGGCCAUUCUUGCAGACCGGUGUGGAUUAUUUUGGACCAUUGUACGUAAGACUUGCACCCCGACGACCGGUAGUCAAGGUUUACGUAGCAAUUUUCGUGUGUCUCUGCACGAAGGCAGUUCAUUUAGAGCUGGUGACUGACCUGAGCACUGAUCGGUUCCUGCAAGCUUUACGUCGUUUCAUCGGCAGACGAGGAAAAUGUCAGGAUAUUUAUUCCGACAAUGGGACCAACUUCGUUGGAGCGAAAAGCAAGAUGCAGGAGUUCUUAAAGCUGAUUAGGAGUUCGGACCAUUGCGAGAAGAUUGUGAAGGAAUGUGCUGAGGAAGGAAUCCAAUGGCAUUUCAAUCCACCCAGUGCUCCACAUUUUGGAGGACUGUGGGAGGCGGCUGUUCGAUCUGCCAAAAAUCACCUUCUCAAGGUCGUUGGAGAAACUACGGCAUCGGCAGAGGAUCUCAAUACGCUGCUUGUCCAAGUUGAAGCAUGCCUCAACUCGAGACCACUCACAGCAAUGUCCGAUGAUCCCAAUGACUUGGAACCUCUUACACCAGCUCAUUUUCUGAUUGGUUCCUCAUUACAAGCUCAGCCUGAACCAAACCUGGAGGAUGUACCUAUGAAUCGUCUGAAACACUGGCAGUUGAUGCAGCGGCUGCUGCAAGACUUCUGGAAACGAUGGCGAAGGGAGUAUUUGAGCCAGUUACAAGGAAGAAUCAAGCACUGGAAGCCACCGGUUAAGGUCGAGGUAGGAAGACUGGUAGUAGUACGCGAUGAAAAUCUACCUCCAAUGAAAUGGAAGAUGGGGCGGAUUCAACAGCUUCAUCCAGGUGACGAUGGAGUAGUACGUGUAGUCACACUCAAAACGGCGACUGGAAUGUUGAAACGUCCGGUGGAAAAGUUGUGUUUCUUGCCGGUUUCUGAUACAACCACGAAUCAGCAGUCGUCAGUUUAG
Molecule: messenger RNA, 4488 nt
Organism: Ochlerotatus camptorhynchus
Lineage: Eukaryota; Metazoa; Arthropoda; Insecta; Diptera; Culicidae
Exons: 4
Coding region: 1-4488 (1495 amino acids)
Biological process (GO): DNA integration; proteolysis
Molecular function (GO): nucleic acid binding; aspartic-type endopeptidase activity; zinc ion binding
Source: RefSeq, a predicted model, not a curated record